AUGUGUGCGGUGGGUGGAUGCCGGGGCGGCGGCCUCGGGCGGUGUGGACGGCGUUGCCUCUUUGGCGGGCGACGGCCGUGGGUGUUGGUGGUCCGCGACUUCGGCCGUGCGGGCGGCGAGGUCUCGGUGGACGUCUACUACAGUGGGUCGGGGUGCCCCGUCACCCGGCGUGCCUGCUUCGAUGAAGUCGAACGCCUUCUUCAGCUGCGUGCGCUCCUCUGGCCAGGUCUUUGGCCGAGUGGAUGGGAUGGGGGCGGGACCGGGGGAAACCCUUGGCCGUCGGCGGAGGCCACGACAAUGGCGGCGCCUUUGCUGGGCGUCGGUUCCCUUCUUGGAGGCCUUGUCGAGCGCUCCUUCGGCUUGGAGAUGGACUGGCAUAGGUGGUGGUCGUCAUUUGGCGUCAUGGUGGCGUCGAUGGCGGAGCAACCUGCCAAGGUUGGUACCUCAAUCUGCUCUGAAGAUGGACAAGUGGAAGAUGGUGGCGACGACACGUGUGAGUGCGUCGGACUGGAUUGUGCCCCGGACCCGCUGCUCUCCUCCGAGGACCCUACCCCACCGGACGGCUUCCUCCGGGACACCAAUGACAUCAUCCUCCACCCGGCGGCUGCCGUCCCCACGGGCCCCGCGUUGUCGGUCCCAGCCACCGGCGGGAAGCUGGAAGAUGACGGUGGCUUUACCCUAGUCGUGGGCAGGAAGAGGAAGCGGGGGAAUGCCCAGGCCACCCUCGGCCCUGUUGCCCCGCCACCCGCUCCGCGCCAUGGUCCGCCGAGGGGCUGGUUUCGGCACCAUGCUCGCCCCGCUCCUCCUCCUCCGAGCCGCCGUAUUCCGCCCGCAGCCCGGGUGAGGCCUACUGCCACGGCCAGCGGCCCAGCUUCUUCUCGUGCACUUGCUCCCAGCAUCCCUGCUGCCACGGCCAGCCCAGCUUCGUCUCCUGCACCUGCUGCCAGCAUCCCUGCUGCCACGGCCAGCGGCCCUGCUGCGACCCCUUCUCCCAUCAUCCCUCAGGAACCGGACGACAUGGAAAAGGAGCGAUCCCUUCACUUACAGUUCCGGGAGGAGAUGUCAAAGCUGAAAGGCAACAAGAUAUACUGUCUGAUCUGCUAUUUGAAGCGUGACCAAAAACUAGUGACUAUGCAGAAUGAUCGGGAUGAUAUCAACCAUCACAAUAGUGCAUCUCACAAGGGGCGUCUUGUAGAUUGUCCAAGUAAGGGCUGCCUUUUGGUGGCAACUAACAGACACGACAUUGGCAUUCAUGCCAUUUGUUGCCACCCUCACAUGCUCUGAAGGCCAAGGAUUUGCUCAAGAGGUACAUCGACCGUUGAGGAGUGUGUUCUGCGGCUUCCGGGUGCUUAUGAGACUGCCUGUGCAGGGGGAAUGCUUCCUUGAGUUGAACGAUUUACUCUUGUUGGUUUGUUGUUCAUUUUCUGCUUUAUAGACCUUGCUGGAUGAUGCCUGCUACCAAGACUGCUUGUUAAUGUUACCGAUUUGGUAACCUAUCCAGCUUUUUCUUUGGUAUGCGAAGAUCUAUCCUCGUUUGUUAAGUACACUGGGUCUUGAAGUUGCUGCAUAAUUCUGUUUUGAAAUUGUUGCAAGAGAAGAGAAUGAUGUAUUUGCAUUGUUGCACCUGCACCAACUAUGAUAUGAAUACGGCUUUUCCUAUUUUAACUUUGCAUAAAGUAACUUUGGAGAAAUCAUGGGAGCUCUUGAGAGCUCAAUUCAUGAAUUUCAGAUCAGAAGGAUUUGGAAGUCAUGUAUGAAGGCAGUUAUUGAACUUGUGGCUUUGCUGGGUA
Molecule: messenger RNA, 1790 nt
Organism: Triticum aestivum (bread wheat)
Lineage: Eukaryota; Viridiplantae; Streptophyta; Magnoliopsida; Poales; Poaceae
Exons: 4
Coding region: 1-1284 (427 amino acids)
Source: RefSeq, a predicted model, not a curated record